Messenger RNA from Impatiens glandulifera, 602 nucleotides. Its product is annotated as thioredoxin H1-like. NCBI's taxonomy places the organism in Eukaryota, Viridiplantae, Streptophyta, Magnoliopsida, Ericales, Balsaminaceae. The record is from RefSeq and is a predicted model, not a curated record. Bases 87 to 464 code for a protein of 125 amino acids. The transcript has 3 exons.
UCAAUUCAGAGAAUCCGCCGCAGAUCUGUAUUCUUUUUCUUCAAACAAUCUUCUCUGUUCAUUAAAUUUCUCAUUUCGAAAUCCAGAUGGCUUCUUCAGAGGAAGGACAAGUGAUCGGUUGCCACACUGUAGAAGAGUUCAAUCAGCAAAUGCAGAAAGGCAAUGAAUCCAAGAAAUUGGUUGUGAUUGACUUUACUGCAUCCUGGUGCGGUCCUUGCCGUUUCAUUGCCCCAAUUCUGGCUGAUUUCGCCAAGAAACUCCCUGAAGUUAUGUUCCUCAAGGUUGAUGUUGAUGAACUCAGGUCUGUUUCUGAAGAUUUUGCUGUGGAGGCGAUGCCAACAUUCGUUUUCGUGAAGGAAGGAAGCCUGAUCGAUCGAGUGGUGGGUGCUAGGAAAGAUGAGCUUGCAUCGAAGAUCAACCUUCACUCUGCUGCUGCCGCUGCAGCCGUCACUGCCAAUGCCUGAUGUUUAUCCGGCUAGUACUAUUUAUUAGUGUUUGAAUAAGCCGACCAAUUUAUGAAAUUGUUUGUUUGUGAUUGUUAGUUUUAUAUGACCUAUGACUUUAUUUAAUUAUUGGUGAAACUUUGUUUCUUUCUUGUUAAA